Molecule: messenger RNA, 707 nt
Organism: Lentinula edodes (shiitake mushroom)
Lineage: Eukaryota; Fungi; Basidiomycota; Agaricomycetes; Agaricales; Omphalotaceae
Exons: 2
Coding region: 24-707 (227 amino acids)
Source: RefSeq, a predicted model, not a curated record
GUGAAACCCAGAUAUCCCUCCUUAUGCGUUUCUUAACCACGCUACUUCCCUUGUUCACUCUCGCCGUGCACGUCGCUGCGACUAGUCAUGACUCAAUUCCGCUUCACGAUCUUCCUCCUCCAACUUACCCUGAAGCUGUACAUCCAGUGCAUCAGGGCCAUGAUGAGCCUCCCCCUUAUACCGAGGCUCCUGGAAGCAAUAAUCCCAUGCCUCCUGCUUAUCUGCCUCCUAUCUCGACAUCCUUUCACAGUCACGGCCCCCAACCUCCAGUGCGGAUGCCUCCCGGCUGUGAAGACGCCUUGAGACGACAGGCCUUCGCAAGAGCGAUACAAUUGACUCCGGAGCACCAAUCAAAUUUGGAGGUGGUGGUCGACUAUGCGAAAAAUUUAUCUGAUCAUGGAAUGGCAUAUUUGUUAUGUGCUGCUGUGAUAGUGACCGGCGCAGUAGUAGUCGCAGCUGUAGUCUUAGCCCACUAUCCAGGGUCAGGCUGUCAUUCUAAAACCUGUACCUCUUCGCAUCGGAGGAAUCUUGAUAAAACCUUGCAACCUCAGAAGUGCGAGCGUUGGGAUAUAAAAGCUUGUAAGAGCGAUACAUCUCUAACGGCUAAACAUCCUUCUCAAUCUGUCGUGUCCAAGGUGGCUUCACGAGGACCUGGAAAGAGGGAUGCUGGGAGGAUGUCCUAUCGCCGUCGUCUCGAGCUGGUGUGA